Molecule: messenger RNA, 4047 nt
Organism: Theobroma umbraticum
Lineage: Eukaryota; Viridiplantae; Streptophyta; Magnoliopsida; Malvales; Malvaceae
Product: ubiquitin interaction motif-containing protein
Biological process (GO): protein K48-linked deubiquitination
Molecular function (GO): K48-linked deubiquitinase activity; cysteine-type deubiquitinase activity
Source: RefSeq, a predicted model, not a curated record
GCCAAUUGGAUGAAGCUCCUUAUUUGCACAUUUAUGUUACCUUUCAGUCUAAUCCAUGCCUAGGCCACGUUUCCUUCCGUGGGUUUAAUAAACUUUUGCCUUAAUUGAAUUCUUCUGUGACUCGUGUUGGUAGUGGAAAUGUCAUCCAUGAACCUGUGUUUUGCUUUCUCUUCUGUUAUGUUUGACAAGUCUGACAUUGGGAAACAAUCCUAGCAAUAUCCCUUUUCAAACUAGGCCCAGUUGAUGCUCAAUCCUUAUAAUGAUCUUAUCCCAUCCGAAUGGCCUGUUGCUGCUAUGUAAUGCUAUUUGCAAAUCAGCUCUUCACUUAAGGAUGACUUAGGAAAGAAAAGUUCUCUGACGAGAUGGUACUAUUAUAGGGGAAACUCAGGAUAAUCUGCAUGUUCUGCAGCUAAUAAAUAUGUAUGUAAGAUGCUACAGUUUUGCAGGAUGGGUAGCCUCUCCAGCAAAUCAAAGCCCAUAAGUAGGAUGAUAGCCAUAAAAGUUAAGGUUUACACCACUUCGCUAAGUGCAUCAAUAGCCUUUUUUCUAUCAAUUUUAACUUUGUGCUUAAUCUUAACAAUCAAUUAGUGACACUUUUCCAUGCAAUGUACUUGGACCUCAAUGUGGAAUUUCUGCUCAAAAGUUGAAUUCUUUGUUUUUGCUCAUUUAGUUUCUUAUUACCAGGCAAUCCAGUGAUCAAAUGUACUUGGACCAUAUGUUGAGUUCCUUCUCAUAAGUUGAAUACCUCUGUUUUGGUUCAUUUUUCUUCUUUUGAAACUAAGCAAUUGGAUGAUCAUCUUGGUCAAGUGCACCAUAAUUCCUGUAUGAUGAAUCAUGUGUCAUGCCAAACAUCAUACAGAUUCUUGGAAGAUGUAACAUAGGAGGUUUUAGGGCUGAGCAAUGGGCGGUUGAAACUGGCCAACUGAUCGAGGUCGACAAUUUUUGGUCAGAAACCGGUCAGUUGAUUGGCUCUGGUUGAGGAGCCAGUUGAGGGCAUCGGCUUUUAUGGUUUAUCGGCUUGGUCGUCAAUUGGGAACCCUUCUGCCUGACACUGACCAAAUAACCGACCACCAUUUUUCUUUUCCUUUUUUUUUUAAAUUUUUGGAGUUGGGUAAUUCUGUAAUAUAAUUGUGAUUGAUCUUGUUGAAGUUUUCUGUUAACUAACCUUCAUUGUUUUGUUCAAAUAAAGGGGCUGUGACUGACAUCAGUUUGUUCAAUAACCUUCAUCUUGUUGAAGAUAGUCAAGGACUGUCACUGACAUGGGUUGAGCUUGUAUAGGUUCUUUUUUUGUUCAAAUUUGCAAAGGGUGUUUUUCUUUUAAUCUAAGGCAUGAUAAAAAUGAGUCUACUGGUUAACAGACUCUGUUUACAAACGCAAUAACAGGGACGAACGGAGGAGAAAAAAAAGCAAGCCAACUUUUUCAUCUAUUACAUGCAUUGCAUUACAUCCUUUAUAUCGGCAUGGAAACAUAUUAAUUAACAUCAAAACCGUUGUCUGGCCUUUGCUCGAAAAUCAUGGUUGACUAAGAGAAAAUUCAAUGAUCGGGAGGCAUGGUUUGGACAGGUCAAGUCAAUGCAGGUUGUUGGCCUCCACCAUUCCCAAACCCAAAGCCAAAGCCCAAAACCCAUAAUUGAUUGCAUAACCAACCGACCAUGGUUGGUCAUGGUCUGGUUGGUUCCCCACCAAAUUCAGUCGGGGGUGGUCAGUUCCGCCACCAUGGUCAGUUUGGUCGGUUAUGGUCUCCUCCAUGAUCGAAACUGACUGAUUGAAUCGUUGCUCAGCCCUAAGAGGUAUCAUCAUCCUUUUUUUUUUGACUUAUUUGAAAGAUUGAGAUACUGUCUCAGCUAAAUGCCUUUCAUACAUGCAAUUGGUGAUGAGCAUCAUUAUUAGUGCUGAAAUUUCUAAUUAAAUGCCUAUAAAAGUUUUUCAACACAUGAAAACUUUGAACUUGAUGUAAUGUAGUAGGGCUGGCCAUUCCUCAAUAGCUUUAACUUUUUCCUCUUCAACUUUAAGACUUUUAGAGUUAAUAUUAAGGCUCCAAUGUGCAACACAUUAUGUUGUUAAUAGAAAAUUUUUUAAAGUUGUUAUAGAGCUUUUCUUAGCACAUAACUCUAGUAACUUGUAGAUUGGAAUCUGUUCCUCCUUACUAGCAUUCUAUUGAGAUGUCUAAUAAUGAAGAAAUAACCAGCAAGAGGCUGAAAUGCUUGAUGAUGGAGCAUCCUUUUAGCAGCCUUCAAAAGUGUUUAAAAUGUGAGCUAAGGUUUAGCCCUGAUCCAGAAACUUCUAUGGGCCUAGUGCAGCAUGAAGGUGGGCCCUGUGGUGUCUUAGCAACCAUACAAGCAUUUGUGCUCAAACAUCUUCUUUUCUUUCCGGAUGAAUUAGUUAAAGUUACACCGAACAUACCACAGAAUUUGAGUUCCAGGAGAUCAUCCAAAAAUCAAUAUGUUGCGUUAAAUAAUUUUGCUGCUUUUACUGAAGAUGCAAAAGCAAGAGCCCUGGUUAAAAGUAUGGGUGAGAUAUUGUUUUUAUGUGGAAAUAAUAAAAGAGCUGUAAUUGCAACUUUGAAUGCUAUUGGCUAUGGCAUUGAAGGAUCUGAAGACAGUCCAAAGGAUGUGACCAUUGUGCAAGCACUUGAAGGUCUUUCAAUUGAAACAUCUUCUGAUUUGCAGAAAGUUUUAAGAGUUGACACAUACACAACACCUGCAAGUGCCUUUAAGAGGCUCGAAGCAAUGAUUCCUGUUUUUCAAAGUCGCAUGGGAGCAUUGCUAUUCCUUAUCUCUGCAUUACUUUCUCGAGGAUUGGACUGGGUUCAAGCUGACCGGGAUGAUCCCAGCCUUCCUCUAGUAACUGCACCGUUUGGGCAUGCUUCUCAGGAAAUUGUGAACCUAUUGCUCUGUGGGCAAGCUGUUCCAAAUGUUUUUGAUGGAAGGAUGGAUUUAGGUGGCGGCAUGUUUUUGAAGGGUAUAUCUACAAAUGUGGAAGUUGGAUUCCUCACUCUUCUAGAAUCCCUUAAUUUCUGUAAGGUUGGCCAAAAUCUAAAAUGCCCAAAAUGGCCAAUAUGGGUUGUUGGGAGUGAGUCCCAUUAUACGGUGCUAUUUGCUUUGGAUACAGCUGUUCAAGAUGAGAAUGAACUGGAAGAAAGGGAAUCACAGAUCCGGAAAGCUUUUGAUGCCCAAGAUCAGAGUGGCGGUGGUGGCUUCAUUAGUGUGGAAGGUUUCCAUCAGGUCCUCAGGGAGACGAAUAUCAGACUUCCAUCUGAGAAACUUGAUAGCCUUUGCAGCUCGGGCUUCAUUGUGUGGAGUGAGUUCUGGCAGGUUAUUUUGGACUUAGACAAGAGCUUGGGGGGUUUAAAGGAUUCAACUGGUCAGAUGGGUAGAAAGGUGUUUGAUCUUUACCAUUUUAAUGGGAUUGCAAAAUCAGAUUUGAAUGGCAGCCAAGCCACAUCUGGAGGUGAGACUCCAAUACAAAGACCCAGGCUUACAAAGUUGAGGGUUUCAGUACCCCCAAGGUGGACACCAGAGGAAUUCAUGGCGGAUGUAGCAGUUCCAUCUGGUGCUGCGGGGAGUGAAUCAAGUGGGAAAGACACUGAAGUGGCUAAACCUGAACCUCCUCAGCAUGCACCAUUGGUGGAUUGCAUUAGAACGCGCUGGCCUCGUGCCGUUUGUAAUUGGGCGGGGGAUCCCCCUAGUAUAGUCUGAAUGUAUAUGAAUCAUGUCAGAGAUCCCUUUGGGGCCCUUGCUGGUGGGACUUGCGGAACAUGGUGCUCGUAAUUGGAAAGCAAAAUUUAAAAAAAAAAGAAAGAGAAAAGAAAAAAAAGAAAGAAAAGCCGCUAGCGGUAAACCUAGUUGAUUGGAUUGCGCACAACUUUGGGCAAAUGAGAGAAGAGGUUAUUUUUUCUGGUUUUGUCUGUUCAGCUUAUGUGCAUCUCCAUUUCUGUUGUGUAUUUGCUUUAGCAUUGACAUUCUAAUUCAAUUUUCAUAUGUUAAAUGCUGAAGGAAAAGGAUUAUAUAAAGUCUAUUUUGUCAAUGAAAUCUGCAUUCAUUCAUA